Centrocercus urophasianus (Greater sage-grouse) is the source of this 2397-nucleotide messenger RNA. It is a transcript of the gene TRAF3IP2, whose product is annotated as TRAF3 interacting protein 2. NCBI's taxonomy places the organism in Eukaryota, Metazoa, Chordata, Aves, Galliformes, Phasianidae. Gene Ontology annotation, biological process: positive regulation of canonical NF-kappaB signal transduction; humoral immune response. The record is from RefSeq and is a predicted model, not a curated record. The transcript is spliced from 10 exons. Bases 342 to 1940 code for a protein of 532 amino acids.
CCCAGCGCGUGGCUCCUCCACGCCGCUCCACUCCCCCGCGGCGGCUGCCGACGAAGCUCCCCAUUCCGCGUUGUGAUUUGCAUGCCUCCUCCACUUCCUGCUGCAGAGCCAGUUCUGCAGCCUACCUGGGAGAGGAAGGGAGGCUGUCGUAAAAGGAGGAAAAAAAAAAACGGCCGAGGAGGGAGAGCCGGGUGUACGCAGAGCCCGCAGGAUUCGCUCCAGCCCUGUCCCCUUCCCGCUGAGCUCAGGGCGAGCGUCCCUCAGCCCAAGUUUGCUGGAAAAUUCUGACCUUGCAGCACGGCAGUUGACCCCCAUUUCUUGUGUGACUACAGAACUGGGAAAUGGCCUCCGUGUCAGGCACUUUUGUGAGCCGUAGCAUACCAGUGGAAGUGGAUGAAUCCAUGUUGUAUUCCCCAUUUCCUGAACCUGCCCUGGAAGAGGCUUCACAGCCUUCUGUAGAGAACGUGGAAGAUGAGGAGUGCCAGAGACCACGUGCCAAUCCAGCACAUCUCUGCAGAGCACUGGCACAUCACCAGCUGGCCAUGGAGCCGGACAGCAGGCCGUGGUCGGAAUAUACCAAUCCCGAUGAAUGUGGGCGUUUCUGUUCCCCCAGUGAAUCAAUACUGGAAGUAGUUCAUUCCAAGAUGCAUCUUUUAACUAUGGACAAAUCAGGCAUGCAGCCAGGACCACUGCUUUCAGCCGAUACCAACUCCAGUAAGUCAGAGCAGAGCUUGAGUGAUGCUCCUGAGGACUCGCUGGAGGAGAACAACAGAGGGAGUUCGUGGUCACAGCAGUCUUCAGGAAACAAACUCCCAGCAGAGCUGGCAACUGAGGACACGGGUUACAACUCCCAGUCCCAGGACAUCAUGGGUGUCAGGCACCUGGAGCUCCCCUUACCACUUGUGUCCAUGGUGAACCCCCAGGACCUCCCAGGACCACUGAUCUCCAGAGAGUUUUUUGGACCUGAGCCUCAGCAGCACCCCAGGUGCCAGCACUUGCCCCAUCCCAACCCCUCUGCACAAGCCUAUGGCUUCUGUGGGCACCACUAUCUGGCAGAGCAGCACCUGCAUGGCCCACAUGGCAGAGCUGCUUACCAGCAUUUUGCCCACACAUCGCAACCGCUCCCUCCUGUUCCUGGACCCUGCAUGAGAGUUAUCCGCCCAGCCCAGCAAGUCAUCCCCAAUUACUCCAACCUUCGUGCUCCCAAGGGCACCGCCGAGCGACCUCUCCAGAGGCUGUGCUCCUCCCCUGGUCCUCCUCGAUUCCCAAACCAGUUGUACAACCAGCUACCUAACGGCCAGCUGCCCCAAAAGGCAUGUGGCCCAGAUGAAGCAUGUUGUUGUCCUUCUGACAAUUUUCCGUCUCCAGCUGCUGUCCCAAGACCUCUCAGUAACCCUGCAGCCAAGGGAACUCUGAGAACCAGCAAUUUGCCGGAAGAGUUGCGCAAGGUCUUUAUAACCUAUUCCGUGGACACAGCGGUGGAGGUCAUGAAAUUUGUGAACUUCCUGCUUGUAAAUGGAUUUCAAACUGCUAUCGAUAUAUUUGAGGACACAGUACGAGGUAUUGACAUCAUAAAGUGGAUGGAACGCUACCUAGGUGAUAAGACGGUGAUGAUAAUCAUAGCAAUCAGUCCAAAAUACAAACAGGAUGUGGAAGGGGCUGAGUCCCAGCUGGACAGGGAUGAACACGGCUUACAUACUAAAUACAUCCACAGGAUGAUGCAGAUUGAGUUCAUACAACAAGGGAGCAUGAACUUCAGAUUCAUCCCUGUGCUUUUCCCAAAUGCCAAAAAGGAGCACGUGCCUACCUGGUUGCAGAACACUCACAUUUAUACCUGGCCAAAGAACAAGAAGAACAUCCUCCUGCGGCUACUGAGAGAGGAGGAAUAUGUUGCUCCUCCAAUAGGACCUUUACCAACGCUCCAGGUUGUGCCAUUAUGAACAUUGUCUCUUAAAGUGCACGAGAAGCAGUUGUUAAAGGGUUGCUUUUGGCAGGGAGCCAGCACUCUUCCAGAUGGCUCUUUCUGAUGACAGAAGACACUGCUUCUGCUUAAGGAAUUGGUUAUCUUGGGUAGCUCAGGCUCAGCUUGUUCUCCACCACGUUAAACAUCUAUUUCUGAAACUGAUGGGGCAGAACUCUUCUCUCCUAGGUUUUUAAAAAAGCUGCAAAUGGAACGAAUGCCCAACUUUAUCUUAACAUCUGUUUUUAACAUAUCCCUUUACUAGUCGAUACAGCAAACAAAUACUAGAAAUAAUGUUGCAAUAAUGUAAAAUAAAAAUUACAUCCUCCUUUUUGCUCAGGUACUCUUUAUAGAUGUCCCUGUCUUGUACAGCAUUAUCGGACAGUUAAUUUGUAAAUGCACUAUUAAAUAUAUUUGCCUUUUGUAAGGCUAUUUUA